Messenger RNA from Patiria miniata (bat star), 1344 nucleotides. RefSeq names its product NACHT, LRR and PYD domains-containing protein 1 homolog. The coding region runs from base 1 to 1344 and encodes 447 amino acids. The record is from RefSeq and is a predicted model, not a curated record. NCBI's taxonomy places the organism in Eukaryota, Metazoa, Echinodermata, Asteroidea, Valvatida, Asterinidae. The transcript is spliced from 4 exons.
AUGCGGACCAAAACACUUAAUGCAGCCUCAUUCGAUUCCCCACAACAAACUGGAGCCAUCGGAAACAUCGGCACAAUCAGCGGGAGCAACAACCCUAUCAUUGUUGGUUCAAGUGGAGUUAAUAUCACUAACAUCUUCCCGUUGGAGGGACCAGGAGUGCCUGCACCCAGACCUCAGCAAAUUCAGAGACAAGACCAAGAACCAAGGCCGACGGCUCCUGAUCCUAGCUACCAAGAUGUCGGUAACAAGACUAGGGACAUUUUGAAGGGAGUUUAUAAAACAACAGGCAGUUACGUUCAGUUGUUGCCUGGGGUUGAUAAUGACCAAAUGCACAUAGCUGGUAUAUACACUAAAGUACAGUUAGAAACACGGGAAGGGGUAGCAGUUGUCACUGGCCAAAAAGGAGACACUGUAAACUCAACAGAGUAUGCCAAAAUAUUCAGAUUAAGGACAAAACCUGGGGAACUCAUCUCACGUCUCAUUUUCUAUGGCAUGGGAGGUGUGGGGAAGUCAACCAUUUUUGAUAAGAUUGCAUUUGACUGGGCCGAUGAGGCAAGCGAAUUCCUGAAAAGAUUCCAGCUUGUCUUUCUUUUAAAGAUGUGUGCCCUGUUACAAGAAUCUGACAUUGUUGAUUCCACUUUUGAUCAACUUCUAGACGAAGACUCAGAAAUAGCAAAAGAUGAGCUUGAUAAAUUCAUCCAGAACAACUCAAAUGAGGUCUUGAUUCUCUUGGAUGGGUUUGAUGAAAUGAAGACCGAAACACUCGAUCCAGUCUCAUUUGGUUCUGUCCUUAAAGCACUCAAUAGAAAAAAAUACCGGGAAUGUGUCAUCUGUGUAUCGACACGCCCCUCUCAUCUUGAGAAACUAACGUCAGAAUCACUUGUCCGAAAUCCUUGCACACACGUAGAGGUUCUGGGGUUUACUGAAGAGGAUGUUCAUGAAUACGUUCAGAAAUUCUAUGCCGAAAAUCCUACUAGUGGCAAUGCACUAAGCCAAACCAUCGAAAAGUCCAUCACGCUGCGUGAGUUUGCGACAAAUCCGAUGUUGCUCCUUCUCAUGUGCUUGUUGUGGAGGGACAGUAAACAACUCCCAGAGACAACUUCGCGCCUCUUCACCGAGGCAAUUGAUCACGUGUUCACAAGAAAACAUAUUUCAGGAGAAGUUGGUUCAAAAACAGUAAUUUCCAUUGGACAAACUGCGCUGCGUGGACUCAUGAGUGCCAACCAGCAAUACUCAUUCCAAGAAGAUGAGUUUGAACCGAAGGCGCUGGACCUGGCACUAAAAGCGGGCAUCCUAACCAAGCAGAGAGUCCGAGAGCCGCACGGCACAACUGGCAUGCGUUGA